Molecule: messenger RNA, 1948 nt
Organism: Sphaeramia orbicularis (orbiculate cardinalfish)
Lineage: Eukaryota; Metazoa; Chordata; Actinopteri; Kurtiformes; Apogonidae
Product: aldehyde dehydrogenase, mitochondrial-like
Exons: 13
Coding region: 63-1619 (518 amino acids)
Molecular function (GO): oxidoreductase activity, acting on the aldehyde or oxo group of donors, NAD or NADP as acceptor
Source: RefSeq, a predicted model, not a curated record
UAAAUCCGCCUCAGACCAUAGUCGGUCCUGACUGUGCGGCUGUCGGUGCAGGCAGAGGCAUCAUGCUCCGGGCGACGCUUUUCCAGGCUCUUCCCAGACUCGGUCGGGUGUCGGUGUGUCGGUUCUCCGCCGCCGCCAUCCCGGCCCCCAGCACCCAGCCCGAGGUCCACUACAACAAGCUGUUCAUAAACAACCAGUGGCAGGAUGCAGUGAGUGGUAAAACCUUUCCCACCAUCAACCCAGCGACUGGUGAGGUCAUCUGUCAAGUGUCCGAGGCUGAUCAGACAGACGUAGACAAGGCAGUGAAAGCAGCACGUGACGCCUUCAAGUUGGGGUCACCAUGGCGACGGAUGGACGCUUCUCAUCGCGGCCUGCUGCUCAACCGAUUGGCUGAUGCAAUUGAGAGAGACUCCGCCUACCUUGCUGAGCUUGAAACCCUGGACAAUGGGAAGCCCUACGCAGUGGCCUACAUGGUGGAUCUGCCCAAUGUGGUCAAAUGUCUCAGGUACUACGCUGGGUGGGCCGACAAAUGGGAGGGAAAGACCAUCCCCAUUGAUGGAGACUUUUUCUGCUACACCAGACAUGAGCCAGUUGGAGUGUGUGGACAGAUCAUACCGUGGAACUUCCCUCUGCUGAUGCAGGCCUGGAAGCUGGGACCUGCCCUCGCCACCGGUAACACUGUGGUGAUGAAGGUGGCGGAGCAGACGCCGCUCACAGCGCUCUACGUAGCCAGCCUGAUUAAAGAGGUGGGUUUCCCUGAAGGUGUCGUGAACAUUCUGGCCGGUAUGGGACCGACGGCUGGUGCUGCCAUUGCAAAACACAUGGAUGUUGACAAGGUGGCCUUCACUGGAUCCACAGAGGUGGGCCAUCUAAUCCAGCAAGCCUCAGGCAGCAGUAACCUGAAGAAAGUCACUCUGGAGCUGGGAGGAAAGAGUCCUAAUAUUAUCAUGUCUGACGCUGAUAUGGCAGAUGCCGUGGAGCAGGCUCACUUCGCUCUGUUUUUCAACCAAGGCCAGUGCUGCUGUGCUGGCUCACGAACAUACGUCCAAGCAGACGUCUAUGAUGAGUUUGUGGAGCGGAGCGUAGAGCGUGCUAACAGACGAGUGGUGGGAAACCCCUUUGACCUGAAGACCGAACAGGGACCUCAGGUGGAUCAGGAGCAGUUCAACAAGAUUCUGGGCUACAUCAGCAGUGGAAAGAGAGAGGGAGCCAAGCUGAUGUGUGGAGGGGGAGUUGCCGCUGAUAGAGGAUAUUUCAUCCAGCCAACUGUUUUUGGAGACGUCCAGGACAACAUGACGAUUGCAAGAGAGGAGAUUUUUGGUCCUGUGAUGCAGAUCCUGAAGUUUAAAACCAUAGAGGAGGUGGUGGAGAGAGCCAAUGAUACUAAAUACGGCCUGGCAGCUGCUGUGUUUACUAAAGACAUUGAUAAGGCCAACUAUGUCUCUAAUGCGCUCCGUGCUGGAACAGUCUGGAUUAACUGUUAUGACGUGUUUGGCGCUCAGGCUCCAUUUGGGGGUUACAAGGCUUCAGGAAAUGGCAGAGAGCUGGGAGAAUACGGCCUGGAGAACUACACAGAAGUCAAAACUGUGACCAUGAGGGUACCACAGAAGAACUCUUAAAUGUGAACAGUCCCAGUCGACAAAUGAGAACCGUCCUCUAGAAAGCAGCUGAAAGGAGGCAUUAAAUCUGAGCACUUCGAUCUGAAUUAAGUAGCUGUACUGCUGGUCUAUCACAUAUUACACAGCCAUGCUUCCCGUUUAUCACUUCCCUGAUGUUAAAAUCCAAGUUUCUAAUUUGCAUUGUUUGUAAAAAAAUAAAUAAAUAAAAAAAGCUAGCCAUCAGCAUAGCUUCACCUGAUGUAAUUAUACAAGUAUUCACAAGUAUCGAAGAUUUGAUUGUAAUCUUCUGGCUUUCUGGUUUUUCAAAAUAAAUGCAGUUUUGGCACGUG